GCCGAGAACUUUCUCUCGGAUGGUUACAGUCCCGCGAGACCUAGGAAUACAACCCCCUCUGGCCAUCAGAGCCAGGAGAGCAACGGGUAUCCCCUGGGCCGCAGCGGGCACCAUAAAGACCACGACACGAGAUGCGAAUAAAAGUUCCCCUCCAGGGACAGUGGCAUUCUGGAAUGUGGCAGAGACAGCAAGCCAGCGAGCAUGAAAAUGGCGCCCACCGGCUGGAAUGAGGCAGAGGCAUAGCUUAGCGAUGGCAACUGCAAGAAAAGAAAAAAGAAAAAAUGAGAGACAGAGAGAGAAAAGGAAAAAAAAAAAAAUCUGGGGUUAAAAAAAAAAAAGAGAGAAUGCUCGAGGCUGGAGUAAGGAGGAGGGAGAGCUCAAAAAUGGCGCCCGCCAGCCUCUGUCCCUGGAGAGCAACCCGGCAGACCCCCCCAAAGUGUACAAAUCAGACGUCUGACCCUCAGGCCAACGCUCCCAGAGAAGCAGAUGAGCCUCUCCCCCACAAAGUCUGCGCACCCCUGGAUCGGCAGCUCACACACCGGGUCCUGAAGCCGAUUUCUUCAUGGGGAGGAGGUGUGUGCUACUUCAUCAUAUCAAGAAGCAAAGAAUGUCUGUUGCCACUGAAAUUAUCCAUGGAUUCAGAGACAUAAGCCUAAUUCCUCCAUCAACCUUUUGAGCCACGACUUUGGCAUCCACAGAUGAUCAUUACCCAGAUGCAUACUUUCAUUAGAGGUAUCUUCUAACAUCUUCAUGCAUGUAUAAGCAGGCAAAAGAUGCCAGUGAUCAAUAUUGAGGACCUGACGGAAAAGGACAAAUUGAAGAUGGAAGUCGACCAGCUCAAGAAAGAAGUAACACUGGAAAGAAUGCUGGUCUCCAAAUGUUGUGAAGAAGUAAGGGAUUAUGUUGAAGAAAGAUCUGGCGAAGAUCCACUAGUAAAGGGUAUCCCAGAGGACAAAAAUCCCUUCAAGGAGCUCAAAGGAGGCUGUGUGAUUUCAUAAGAAAAAAAAAUCCUUGGAAUAUCUUGAGCUUUAAUGACAGUACUAGUUUUUGGUCAUAUAUAAGAAUUCUAUUAAGCAUGUACGUAAAGCUUUAAAUUUGUAAAUAUAAACUUUAAAU
This is a messenger RNA of Prionailurus viverrinus (fishing cat), 1116 nucleotides long. RefSeq names its product G protein subunit gamma transducin 1 (gene GNGT1). Gene Ontology annotation, cellular component: heterotrimeric G-protein complex. Gene Ontology annotation, molecular function: G-protein beta-subunit binding. Lineage: Eukaryota; Metazoa; Chordata; Mammalia; Carnivora; Felidae. The coding region runs from base 774 to 998 and encodes 74 amino acids. Gene Ontology annotation, biological process: G protein-coupled receptor signaling pathway. The transcript is spliced from 4 exons. The record is from RefSeq and is a predicted model, not a curated record.